Messenger RNA from Clupea harengus (Atlantic herring), 2716 nucleotides. Its product is annotated as protein NLRC3-like. Bases 191 to 2716 code for a protein of 841 amino acids. Gene Ontology annotation, molecular function: protein binding. The record is from RefSeq and is a predicted model, not a curated record. The transcript is spliced from 10 exons. Lineage: Eukaryota; Metazoa; Chordata; Actinopteri; Clupeiformes; Clupeidae.
UCCUCCAGCAGUCUCGUCCAGCGUCUGCGCUCAGGACAGAGGCUCAGUUCAUGCUGCUGCUCUGACCGGCUGCAGCAUCACUGGACCUGUAACCUUCAACUUCAGCACAGACCUACCUGCUGAGGGAAAACCAACAGCCUCUCAACAGCCUGCUGUCCUCACUCAAGCUGUGGGCAGGGAGGAGGCCGUGAUGCGGAGGCUGAAGGCCAACCUGGCCCUGCGGUACGCCCGCGUCUUUGAGGGCAGCUCCACAGAGGGGCGGGCGAGGAAGGUGGACGACAUCUACACGGACCUCUUCAUCGUGGACGAGUACACGGGCGGAGCCCUGAAGGGUCACGAGGCCUGCUGGAUGGAGCAGAACCGCUCCAGAUGGUCCACCUGCAGUUCCCGGGUGCACUGCAACGACGUCUUCAGAAUCCAGCCCGACUGCCGGAAGGUUCUGACACUGGGCGUGGCCGGGGUGGGGAAGACUGUCUCCGUUCACAAGUUCAUCCUGGACUGGGCCCAAGGAAGGGCCAAUCAGGACCUUGCGUUUCUGUUCCCGCUGCCGUUCCGCCAGUUAAAUGUGAAGUCGAAGAGGAAGAGGAGUCUGUGGGAGCUGCUACAGCAGUCAUUCCCCGAGCUGAAGGAGCUGGACUCCCUGCCGACCGCAGGUACCGUCAUGUUCGUCUUCGACGGGCUGGACGAGAGUCGCGUCCGGCUAGAGUUCCAGAAGGAGCUCGCCAGCGACCCGAUGGAAUCCUCCGUCAGACUGGACGUCCUGGUCGCCUCUCUGAUCUCUGGUCACAUGCUGCCCGCCGCGUACGUCUGGGUCACGUCUCGUCCCGCGGCAGCCAAUAAGAUCUCCUGUUUCUUCGACCAGGUGACGGAGGUGCGGGGCUUCACGGACGAGCAGACGGAGAGGUAUUUCGAGAAGAACACCCGCGAACCCACGGCCCGUAGAAUCAUCGCGCACGUGAGGAAGACGAAGACGCUUCGGGUCAUGUGCCAGUUGCCCGUGUUCUGCUGGAUUCUGUCCGUCGUCCUCGAGGAGAUGUGGAACAGGGAGGCCAAAGAGACUCCAACUCCCAGCAUUCCCGGCGAGACUGCGAGCGUCAUCCCUCUCAGCAAGACCACAACUCCCAGCGUUCCCAGUGAGACCUCCACUCCCAGCACUCUCACAGAGAUCUACACGCGCUUCCUGCUCUACCAGCUGGGCAGGCGCAGUGAGACACAAGAAUACGACUCCCGGCGUUCCUCGGUAUCUCAGAGCCUCCUCAACCUGGGCAAGCUGGCCUUCCUCCACCUGGAAAAGAGACAGUUGGUCUUCGACGCCGCGGACCUACGGGCGUGCGGCGUGGACGACGGCAGCAAGAACUCCGAGUUCUCCGUCACCUGCACGCAGAUCUUCAAGGAGGAGAGCGCCGACCAGGAGAGCCGCCUGUACAGCUUCGUGCACCUGAGCGUGCAGGAGUACCUCGCCGCGGUUUUCACCUUCUACGCCAACCGGCACCGCAAGCCUGGCGUGCGCCAGCGCCUCCUGGGCAGAACCACCUUUGACCUCCAGAAGGCCAACGUGGACCGGGCCCUAAGGAGCGAGGACGGACACCUGGACCUGUUCCUGCGCUUCCUGCUGGGGCUCUCCCUGGAGCCCAACCAGCGGCUGCUGCGGAGGUUGCUGCCCGAGCUGGACCCGUGCGACGAGCCUGUGGACAAAAUCGUCCAGUACAUCCACAGGACCAUCCGUGAGCGGAGCUCACACACACACACACACACACACUCAGCCGAGCGGAGCAUCAACCUGUUCCACUGCCUGAGCGAGCUGCGGGACGAGUCGCUGGUGCAGGAAGUGUCGCGCUGCCUCCUGCAGGGGGCGCUGAGGGCGGCGGAGCUCACGCAGACGCAGUGGUCGGCGCUCUGCUUCCUGCUCCUCACGGCCGAGGAGACGCAGACGCAGUUUGAGCUAAAGAGGUACUGGGCCUCCCCCCAGGGCCUGAGGAGACUGCUGCCGGUGGUGAGGAACACACAGCGAGCUCUGCUGCAUCAGUGUGUCCUGAUGGAGCCCAGCUGCAGACUCCUGGCCUCUGCUCUGACCGCAGGCCCCGCCCCCCUCACCGUGUUGGACCUGAGUGAUAACCCCCUGCUGGACGGAGGAGUGAAGGUCCUCUCCGCUGCUCUACGGAGGGCAGAGUGCCCCCUGCACACACUCAGGCUGGACGAUGUUGGAAUGAGUGGUGAGGGGUGUGGCCCUCUAGUCUCCGCCCUGAGGUCAAAGGUCGCCCAUCUGAGAGAGCUGGACCUCAGCAGGAAUUACAUCAGAGACUCAGGAGCCAAUCAGAUUGCUUUACUCCUGAAAGACCCGCCCUGCAGGCUGGAAAAACUAUGGUUGAGGGACUGUGGGAUUCGGGAGGAGGGCGGAGCUGCAGUGGGCCUGGCCCUGUGCUCUAACCCCGCCCAUCUAAGACUGAUUGACUUGAGCUCCAAUCAGCUGCGAGACUCCGGGGUCAGGCACGUGAUGACAUCACUCAGUGAUCAGCGAUGCAGACUUGAAUGCUUGAGGCUCGAGGACUGUGGUCUCAGUGAUGUGAGCUGUACUGCGUUGGCCUCGGCCCUGCAAUCCAACCCUUCACACCUGAGAGAGCUGGACCUGAGCAACAACUCAGUGGGAGACCAAGGAGCCAAACUCCUCCGAAAUAUGCUGACACAUCCCCAAUCUCACUUGAAUAAUCUCAGGUAG